Molecule: messenger RNA, 875 nt
Organism: Caretta caretta (loggerhead turtle)
Lineage: Eukaryota; Metazoa; Chordata; Testudines; Cheloniidae
Product: phospholipase A2 crotoxin basic subunit CBb-like
Biological process (GO): phospholipid metabolic process; arachidonate secretion; lipid catabolic process
Molecular function (GO): phospholipid binding; calcium ion binding
Source: RefSeq, a predicted model, not a curated record
AUGCCCACGGACCCAAUGAAAUUCGCUAUGUGGCUAGUGCUGGUGACCUUGUUGUCACAGUCUGCCCAUGAGGCUCAAAGCAGCAGGCGAGGGAGACGCAGCCUUCUGGAGCUGGGUCUCACUCUGUGGUGUUACCGGCAGAGACUGCGGACCCCGCUGUUUGCUCUCAACCUGUAUGGGUGCUACUGUGGAACCGGGGGCUCCGGGACACCCCGAGACGCAGUGGACCAGUGUUGUUUCCUCCAUGACUGCUGCUACCGCCACGCCAGGGUCUCCUUAGAGUGCCGGGGGAGAGUGAAGUGGCAGCCCUAUGAGUUUGCAUGUAGCCCAUCGGGGACGGAGUGCCGCUCUCAGAGCGUCUGCGGCAGGAUGGCCUGCGAGUGCGACAGACAGUUUGCUGAGUGUCUGACGGCAGCAAAGCCCAGAAAGAGGCAUUUCUUCUACAAUAGGAGAGAGCUAUGUACCGGUCCCAAGGGCUCCUGCCCGGCCACCUUCCCCAGCAAGGCCGAAAUCCUGCACUGGAGAAAGACGCCUUCCCCGCCCCCUCCUGGCAGUGGCUCCCCAAGCAAGGACUCUGCCUUGGGAGCCAGGGACAGAAACCCCUCCCUGUGACUGAGUGGAUUCUGCUUCAUGGGGCUGUGCGGAGCUCUCCUGGUCCCUGGGUUUCUGUGGUUUCAACCUCUCUAGGAGUAAAUGGUCUCAGCAACUGCUGGGUGCUCUCACUGUGGCCUGAGCAAACCGGGGAUCGUGGGGGCGGGGGGCAGGAGAGAGUCGUGGUAGCUUCAAAGGGGGGGGGCAGUUAUGGACUCUGCCUGGGUACUCUGGGAUCAGUGGCUCUGGCAUUCUCCAGGCUCCGUAUGGGAGGCAGCUGCGGG